UGCAGACAAAGUCACCAUGCUGCUUCUAGCUGUACUUUACCUCCUUGUUACAAGAUGGACACAUGCACUACCUCUCUAUCCUGACUCCAACCUGGACACACAGUCAAAUUUUCUUCAGAAGCUUGUGUCAGACAAUGCCUCUUACAAUACAGAAGGGGAACAAAUGGAGGUGAAUAAUCUGUAUCCUUUAUUGAUGCAGCACAAUGAGCAAAGACAAUCCUGGAACAAAGGCCCAGAGGAUUCAACACUGCGGGAUAACUAUGCUGACAUGAUUGAAGGUCUUAAGGCAGUGGUUUUGAAGCUGGCCGCAGCCGACAAGCUUCGCUCUCAAGCUUUUGCGAGGUCGGCGCAAGGCUUGCCCAAAACCAACAAAAGAGCAUGUUUCUGGAAGUACUGCGUGACUAAUUAAAUAACAGCGAUGACACCACCACAAGACACCUUCCACAAGUGAAUGAAGAAAAUCUAUUUUUUAAAGUUAUAACAUUUUCUUUUCUGUGACUGAAUAAAGUAUUAGACAAGUGUUGUCUAUAUUAAUUGUGAUAUCUCUACUAAAGCUGCAGCUAUCAGUUUAUUCAUUUAUAUUUAUUUGUUAGAAUCGGUCAAUCACCCAUCGAUUAUCCUAUGG
Molecule: messenger RNA, 625 nt
Organism: Syngnathus acus (greater pipefish)
Lineage: Eukaryota; Metazoa; Chordata; Actinopteri; Syngnathiformes; Syngnathidae
Gene: urp1
Product: urotensin-related peptide 1
Exons: 5
Coding region: 17-409 (130 amino acids)
Biological process (GO): regulation of blood pressure; blood vessel diameter maintenance
Cellular component (GO): extracellular region
Molecular function (GO): hormone activity
Source: RefSeq, a predicted model, not a curated record